AUCCCAUUCUUGAUAGAAUAUGGACUCAGUGUGAAACGAAUUGCGGCACCAUGAUGCACAGACUCCUCCUCGUCUCCCCCGAACGCUUGACAUUGUAGCAGAAGUUGAAGUUGAAGUUUAGAAGUUGGAAGUGGAAGUUGAGGUUGAAGCUGGCAGUCAGUUGGAGCCGCCCGGUGACAUAAUCAGCCGCUUGCCCCAAACAGCUCUAGCGCGCUUCCCUGUUGGCUUCCCCAACGUUCUCUGGUGAGCAAACUACUGCCGCAUCCUUGCUGAGAAAACAUCAACAACAACCACAAUCCUCCUCCUCCUCUUCCGCCGCCUCCCCCCGUUCCUUGCGCAUUGAGCUUCGUCUCACCUCACAAUGUUUUCCAGAGUGAUCCGUGCCCGGCAGGUUGCCCCUCUGGGCCGCAAGACCUUUGUCCCAGUAGUAAGGCGAACCGUCACCACCGAUGCUGCUUCCGCGCAUGCUGAAGCUGUCCCAGCUGAAGAGGAUAAACCGUUCACAGUCAAGCUCUCGGACGAGAGCUUCGAAACAUAUGAGCUCGACCCUCCCCCGUACACCCUCCAGACUACCAAGAGGGAGUUGAAACAGAUGUACCAUGAUAUGGUUUCCAUAAGACGAAUGGAGAUGGCUUCGGAUCGGCUCUACAAAGAAAAGAAAAUUCGAGGAUUCUGCCAUUUAUCGACGGGACAAGAAGCAGUUGCGGUCGGUAUUGAACAUGCUAUUACCAAGGACGAUAAAUUAAUCACUGCCUAUCGAUGCCACGGCUUUGCAUUGCUGCGUGGUGGAACUGUAAAGUCGAUUAUUGGUGAGCUUCUUGGGCGUCGAGAGGGCAUUGCAUACGGGAAAGGUGGCUCUAUGCAUAUGUUCGCCAAAAAUUUCUAUGGUGGCAACGGCAUUGUAGGAGCUCAGGUUCCCGUUGGUGCUGGCCUGGCUUUUGCCCAACAGUACAAUGGGGAAAAAAACACCACCAUCACCCUAUAUGGCGAUGGAGCAUCCAACCAAGGCCAAGUAUUUGAGGCCUUCAACAUGGCUAAGCUAUGGAAUCUACCUUGCAUUUUUGGCUGUGAAAACAACAAAUACGGCAUGGGUACCUCCGCUAACCGCUCCUCCGCCCUUACCGAUUACUACAAGCGCGGACAGUACAUCCCCGGCCUGAAAAUCAACGGAAUGGACGUCCUUGCCAUCAAGGCUGCCGUCCAAUAUGGCCGUGAGUACACAACGUCAGGCAAGGGGCCUCUCGUCUUCGAAUACGUCACCUACCGAUAUGGCGGACACUCCAUGUCUGAUCCAGGAACCACAUACCGCACCCGUGAGGAGAUCCAGCGGAUGCGCAGCACCAACGAUCCCAUUGCAGGCCUCAAGCAGAAGCUGCUCGAUUGGGGCGUCACGAGCGAGGAGGAGCUGAAGGCCAUCGAUAAGGAUGCUAGGAAAUAUGUUGAUGAUGAGGUUGCUGAGGCGGAGUUGAUGGCCGAGCCGGAUGCUACGCCGCGCAUUUUGUUUGAGGAUACGUAUGUUCGCGGCAGUGAACCGCAAUGGACACGCGGACGAACUAUUGAUGAGACUUUCUAUUAUUAAAACACUUCUACUACCCCACGAUGCUAUCAACCACAACUAAAACCUGCAACACAUAACCCCUCCCCACCUUGUUAUCUUAGUUUCCCUUUUUGCCGUUUCCCUCUCAAUUUCUUUUGGUGGGUGUGCUCUCUCUGUAAGUAGACUUUUUAAAACGAUAAAAACGCUAGCGAGUGAUGGAUGGAUUGGUGGGCUAUAACAAGCAAAACCAGCUUGGACAAUUUUAACCUUUUCCCAUAUGUCUUUUUUAUUACUUGAGCUUUCGUCAGUCCCCUGUUUUGUUAUUACCUCUUUGUUUUUCUGGCUUUAUUUUGUUUCCCCUCCCCCCCCCCUUCACGUAUCUUAAUGCUCUGUAUUCUAGCUCACCUACCUACCUACCUACCGUGCCCACCAAGAAACAAAAAAAUGGAUUUUUCUCCACCUUUGUCCUGUCCCUAAAAAUUUCCGCUCCUUUUUGUUGCUUUUCUGUCUUACGUUUGCAAAAAUCUGUACUUUCUAUUCAUAUUCCUCCCCCCCCCCCCGGCCCCCUUCCCGUGAGUAGUGGAGUAAUAUGAAAAUUGAGUGAGCUGUGCCCUGCGCCUCCUCCCUCCAAUCUAUCACCUACCUACCUAUCUACCUAUCUAUCUACCUAUCUAUCUAUAGCUGUUUCUUUGCAAACCACAGUUUCCCGAAUCCGUGUGCUUUUUUUCUCAAGGUACGUAAAAUGCACUGUAUUAUGGUAUAACUCUUCAUCCCAAUGAAUCAUCUAAGAGGCAAGGAGUAUUUCAAGACGUAGGAAGUUGUUGCUAGCGAGACGCGAGAAUAGCGGAGGGGAGCACAUUGACAUCUGUUUCUGAUAUAUAUAUAUAUAUAUAUAUAUAUAUCCCGUUCAUGAACAAAUUCAC
Blastomyces dermatitidis ER-3 is the source of this 2460-nucleotide messenger RNA. RefSeq names its product pyruvate dehydrogenase E1 component subunit alpha. Bases 362 to 1579 code for a protein of 405 amino acids. Gene Ontology annotation, cellular component: intracellular membrane-bounded organelle. The transcript is spliced from 5 exons. Gene Ontology annotation, biological process: pyruvate decarboxylation to acetyl-CoA. Gene Ontology annotation, molecular function: pyruvate dehydrogenase (acetyl-transferring) activity. Lineage: Eukaryota; Fungi; Ascomycota; Eurotiomycetes; Onygenales; Ajellomycetaceae. The record is from RefSeq and is a predicted model, not a curated record.